Phascolarctos cinereus (koala) is the source of this 722-nucleotide messenger RNA. NCBI's taxonomy places the organism in Eukaryota, Metazoa, Chordata, Mammalia, Diprotodontia, Phascolarctidae. The record is from RefSeq and is a predicted model, not a curated record.
UACUAGGAAAAUUAGGAUUGGAUUGGAGUUAAACUCCAUCAACGGCCAGCUUCUUACCUACUCCUUUGAUCCCAGUCCCCUACAGUCCAGGCUGCCCAAGGAGAAAAUGUGUUUGUUUACUUGACAGGUCUCCAAGGAAAGAGAUUCCAACACCAGGAAGUCCUUCUUGAUAUCCACCUUCCACUCUUCUUGUGACAACAGCUGCAUCAUGAAGAUAGUCCUACUUCUCUCCUUGCUGACCCUGGCCACCCUCUGCCUCUGCAAGCAAGAUGCUCACGCAGGUCCCCAAGACUCUGGCAAAAGAACAGCCUUUGCCUCCAAGCGUGAGAGCAGUGAGCUGGUGAGGAGACCCAAACGCUACCUGUACCACUGGCAAGGGUUUCCUGCUCCCUACCUUGACCCCUUGGAGCAGAAACGGGAGGUGUGUGAGCUUAACCCUGACUGUGAUGAGCUAGCUGACCACAUUGGCUUCAGCGAGGCAUAUCGACGAUUCUACGGGACAGCCUAGAGCCCAGGACACCUACUCCCUCCCUCAGAUGUGCUCCCCGUGCCGCCUGGACGUCCUGGCUCCACCCUUCAUUCUGAAACACCCGGCCCACUUCUUUGGCCUCAAGUUACCCAGCUGUUCCCUGGAGCUCCCCCCAUUAGCACACCCAGUACAUGGCCCACCCCAAAGUUCCUACCUUCUGGCUUUUUCAGAAAUAAACACGAGGGGAAGAGGA